Messenger RNA from Gilbertella persicaria, 1145 nucleotides. RefSeq lists its product as uncharacterized. The record is from RefSeq and is a predicted model, not a curated record. The transcript is spliced from 3 exons. NCBI's taxonomy places the organism in Eukaryota, Fungi, Mucoromycota, Mucoromycetes, Mucorales, Choanephoraceae. The coding region runs from base 302 to 1099 and encodes 265 amino acids. Gene Ontology annotation, molecular function: RNA binding.
CAUGAAUGUUCACAGAAUCUUGUUACUGCUUACAUAAAGUAAGAGCUUUCUAAAAAUGUAUAUUAUGACUAGUGUUUGUAGAGUACUGAAACCAAGAGAUUAAAUUGUUCAAUCAUAUGGAGAAGAAUUAGAGUUUAUCUGAUCCAAUCAAAAUCAGAUGCUGUUUAAAAAACAGUUGUUGAUCUAAAAUCCGAUAAAUGACGUAGAUUAAAUAUCCAAUUCGAGUAAUACGCAGAAAUUGAACUGUAUAAAGAACGUUGAGUAUUCUUUUGUUCUUUGCUUUCUUUUCUUUUUAUAAACAAUGUCUGAACUCAAUAGAUCUCUCAUCAUAAGAAAAUUGGACUCAAGGGUCACAGAAGAUGUAUUGAAAUCAAUAUUUGAUUUAAUAUCACCUACACUUUCUAUCAAAAUAGAAAAAGAUCCUUCAAAUACUGAUUUAAACUGUGGUUUUGUUGAAUUCCAUGAACACCAAACAGCGGAACAAGCAUAUCAUACGAUGGAUGGACGUAUCAUUCAUGGUCAGUCCAUCUCUAUAGAAUGGAAUCAUACUGGACCAUCUAUUCACUCAAGACGUUCAUCAUCUAAUAGUGAUGAAAUAAUACUAUCCAACAUAUCCUAUGAAGAGCUGUUUGCAGAAACACCAUUGUACCAUACUUCUAUCUGUAUUAGCAAUUUACCGAAAGAAACCAUUCGUCAAGACGUUGCUCCUUAUUUGCAACAAUAUGGGUUUGUGUCAGAUAUCCAUAUGUUGCCAAACAAACGAAGAGCAAUUGUUCGACUCGACACACAUGCGAAUGCUGCCACGGCCAUAAUCGCUCUUCAAGACACUAUGAUUGCUGGAAACAAGGUUCGCUUACGAUGGGCAAAAGAAGAAAGACAAGAACAAACGGAUAGUCCAACGAGAUCGUUCAAUGUAUUCUCGUCAGGCUACGAACAUCCCAAAGAGCUUGUUAAUCAAAUCACAAAUACGUAUGAGAAUCAUACAACCACAAGACCACCUGCUCCUACUUUUGAUGCCUCCAUGGAUACAGAAGAAGGACUUCACGGUUGGAAUCAAUACUAUCAACAAUAUUAUAGCGCAGGACAUAUCACAAUUUAAGCAUUUAUUUAUUUAUUUUUUAAUAACAACGAUUCUUUGAAAAAAC